AGGCUAAGGCUAGUGCGUGAAAAUGCUAACCGGAAAAGAGUGGAUUCAGCAAUGUCUAACCGAUAAACGUUGUUAAAAUAAACAUAUCACGUUGUCUUCCGACGGUGUGUAUGUGUACAACAUUAAACAAAUAAAUGCAGUUAAUUAUGAUCACUCACAACAAUUAAAUUCUUUAAAAACUAGUGAGCGCGUUAAUUAGCCACUAGACAGUUAGCAGCAGGGAGCACAUCAGUGUAACUACAGCUGUAUGUUGGUUACCAACGCGACUUACAGUGGAUAAAUGGAAAUAUUUUUAGCCGGAUGAGGCUGUAAUUUGAGUCCGACACAUUUGUUGCAAUCGAGGUGCAGACAGAUUGAGUAAAUUAAACGGGUGAAUGAGUGAGACUGACUUCAUCUCUGCUGAUAUGGCAGAGAUAAACCGUAUCCAUUAUGAGCUAGAAUAUACAGAGGGCAUCAGUCAACAGAUGCGGAUCCCAGACAGGCUAAAGAUAUCCUCCAGCUCAUCAGAGGAACCGUCUGGUCCCCUUCUCGAUGCAUCCCACAGUACUAUGAUGCAUGUGCCUGAAAGGAUUGUAAUUGCAGGAGAUGGCAAUGACGCCCGCUUCGAGAGACCCAGAGAUCUGGAUUUGAUCCAGUCUACGCCACUUGAGAGUGAGACGGUUGAACUGAAGACCCCACCACGGGUUCUUACUCUCAAUGAUCAACCUCUGGACUUCCUCGAGCCAGAGCCAGCAGGCAACUCCACUGCCCAGCCAAGAGAUGAGAUGCGAUCUCACUUUAGGUCAAAAAGGGAGCGCUGUAGGAGUGAGAACUCAACAAUGCAUCGCAAUGGACAGAUAAACAAACAUGAUUUUGCAAGCCCGUCUCCAUCCCGUGUUCCUGUCCGUACUUGUCCCCCUCUCAUCAGCCCUGAGGACAGUCAAAACUUAAAUAGUGCCACUGGUGUCCUUGCCUACAUCAAAAGCACGACUCGCAGGGCCUACCAACAGGUCCUGGAGGUGUUGGACGACAGCCACCGCAGUCGGACAGCUCUUGUGACUUUUGAUCUAGGUCUGGAGAACACUGCUGAUGAUGCUGUCUUAACAGACGCUGCCUCACUGCGACGACAGAUCAUCAAGCUGAAUCGAAGACUGCAGCUACUGGAGCACGAGAAUAAAGAGCGAGCCAAGCGGGAAAUGGUCAUGUACUCCCUCACUGUUGCGUUCUGGCUGGUCAACUCCUGGAUCUGGCUCCGUCGCUAAACACCCCUCUUCUCCACUCAUCCUUAGAGGGUCUAACAAAAUAAAAGACAGUUAAGUCACAUUGUAUAUUAGGUAUUUUCUCAUUCACAGACUUGUCUGUUAGUUAAGGGUCGAUAUAAUAAUAUAACAGUUGCACUACUUUCAAUAACAGGUCUAAUUAUGCUCUAAGAAAUGUGGUUAUUUUUAAUUUUUUGCAUUUCCGAUUGUAUACUGUUUUUGUAAUUGUUCUGUAUGAAUAGUUUGAUGGUCCAGUGCAACGUGAUGUAAAGAUGUAAAUGUUCGUAAUAUUUCAUUAGACAUUCCAUUUUUGUGAAUGCAUGAACGUUUGUACUCAUUUUUCAGUUUUUCAGUCAUUAUUUGUGCAAGAACAUAUUUAAAGUUGUGGGAUCACCAAAGAAUUAAAGUGUAAAAUGCAUAAAUUGUAUUGC
Pimephales promelas (fathead minnow) is the source of this 1669-nucleotide messenger RNA. RefSeq names its product mitochondrial fission factor b (gene mffb). Gene Ontology annotation, cellular component: mitochondrial outer membrane; peroxisome. The record is from RefSeq and is a predicted model, not a curated record. Lineage: Eukaryota; Metazoa; Chordata; Actinopteri; Cypriniformes; Leuciscidae. Gene Ontology annotation, biological process: positive regulation of mitochondrial fission.